This is a messenger RNA of Pochonia chlamydosporia 170, 1050 nucleotides long. Its product is annotated as F-box-like domain-containing protein. Lineage: Eukaryota; Fungi; Ascomycota; Sordariomycetes; Hypocreales; Clavicipitaceae. Gene Ontology annotation, molecular function: protein binding. The coding region runs from base 1 to 1050 and encodes 349 amino acids. The transcript has a single exon. The record is from RefSeq and is a predicted model, not a curated record.
AUGUCGUUCCAUCAACUUCCCCCGGAAAUUCUGCUCCAUAUCCUCCGCUCGCUAGGCUCAGCGUUCUUCCGCCAGGACCUUCGUCGUCUCCUCGUCUCCAAGUGGUGGUACGAACUUGCUAGGGUGGUGCUCCUCCAAGACAUACACUUAUCCGCAGGAUCGCUUCAGAGAUUGGCCCUCGCAACGAACAGAGAGAGCGUGAUUCACUCAAUACAAGAUCAAGUGAUAACUGUCAACCUUGGUUUGGACGGCUUCGAAAACUGGCAUUCUCUAAAAUUGACGCCAACUACAGAAACGUCCAGGGUCGAUUUCACCGUCCUUAGUUUGUGGACCUCCGAACUGAACAGUUGGCUAGCUACUCUUGCCAACAUACUUCAAAAUUGUACAAAACUUCAGAUUCUCAGACUUGAAGCACGACCGGAACGCCAUGACCCCCGGUUGGGCCUACAACGACGGGAUUAUCUGAUGGCGUCACCUCUGGCCAGCCUCCUCUCCAUCAAGUACCUGACUUGCCUGGAGAUUGACGCAGCUGGCACAAAUCUCAUAAGUGAAAACAAUGCCCCCAGCAUGCACAUUUGCGGUUACAUCAAUGAUAUGCUUCCGACUCUUCGGCGACUACGUUGCCGGAUGAGUAGUAUUUGUCCUCAAAUCUUAGAGGCGGCAGGAAAGGGUCCGCUGCGUCGUCUGCAAGACGUUGUUAUCAACCUCAGUCUAUCAGAACUCUCCGUCUCAGAUACCUCGUAUCGUUACCCAAGCCGCUGUGUGGCUAGUCCUGGGGACAGUUUCCCUCAAUUGAAGGCAGACAUGGAACUGCACGCAGGAGAGUUGGUGCAUGUAAUGAACAGCCCACGGAUUGUCAGAAUUGUCUCACAUACGUUUCCUGGUCUGAAAAUGCAUUCGUUUGAUGCUAUAACGGGACGCCAAAUGCUGCUUGAGUCCCCCGCGCCAUGGGAUGCAGAUGGUGAAGAAGUGGAGAUAACUACAGGUGAUAAUGAUGAUGAUGAUCAUGUCUUUAACUCUGAUACAUCGUCUGAAGAGUUCGUGAUAUAG